GUCAAUGACAAGGAACCGUGAAGGCAGACUCGGAGAUGUAAACAAAGGGAUGUGGGCCUUUCAGCUGGCCUUGUGAUACGCUGAUCACAUUGUGCCAAGUCAAUGACAAGGGACCAUGAAGGCAGACUCGGAGAUGUAAACAAAGGGAUGUGGGCCUUUCAGCUGGCCUUGCGAUACGCCGCCUGCGAAACGUGAUGGUUUGGGUGGGAUGCCAAGAGCACGAGGAGGUUUUGCACACUGGCAACACGGAUGACAGCGGAUUUUACGGCCGAGCCGUGACGUCAGCGGGGGAUGUUGCCGGUCCAGCUGUGUGCCACGGCCUCACACAUCUGCCUGACCAGACUAGUCACGUUAGCUGCUCUGCAGCUAGCUGUUGCGUCACGUUGAGUCUGGGGAAAUUCACCCCUAGCGUCCUCGGUCGCAUGUAUGUCUGACGGUCUUUGUGAUGAUUUUUCUUCCAUGCCAGGUCUGGCACGUGAGCAGACACUAUGGCCACGCAAGAGCCCUCCCCUCCUUCGUCAAUGGAAAGCAACAAACCGGGCUUCCCCAAGAAGAUUUUGGCCAACAAGGUGGAGGACAAGCACCUGUGUAACUACUGCCACAACAUACUCCGAAGGCCGUUCCAAGCACAGUGCGGACAUCGUUUUUGUUCCUAUUGCUUUAACAGGACCGUGAGCAAUGGACCUCAGAAGUGCAACGCGUGCAUAAAAGAGGAUAUUUUUGAAGAGCCCACGUCAAUUCUGAAACAAGGAUGUGCUUUUCCUGACAAUGCCGCUCGGAGAGAAGUGGAGAAUCUGUCCGCUGUUUGUAUUAACGAAAGUUGCACGUGGAAAGGCAGUAUUAAAGAGUACGAGAUAAACCAUGAGGGGAAAUGUGAGUUUAUGAUCAUCCCCUGCCCUUCCUGUAAAGAACGAAUCCGCUUCAAUGAACAGGAACGCCAUAAUGAGCGAGAGUGCCCUGAGAGAACACUCAACUGCAAGUACUGCAAGGAACCAUUUCACUUCAAAAAUAUCAAGGCACAUGAUGAGAUCUGUCCCAAGUAUCCAAUGAUCUGUGAAGGCUGUGCCAAGAAAAAAAUACCCAGAGAAAAGUAUGUGGACCAUAUCAAGUUCUGCAGCAAGUUCAGAACUCCAUGUCGAUUUCAUGUCGUGGGUUGUGAUAUGUCAGUGGAGAAGGACAAGAUCCAUGACCAUGAGCGUGCAUGCGCCUAUGAGCACCUCAACUUGCUGCUGCACUACAUUAUGGGCAUGAAAGUAAGCAUGGAAGGCCUGCAGCCCCAAGGCCUGGAGCUAGCUGGACACAGAUUGGUUGAACUCCACCAGUCCCUCAGGGAGCUCGAGGCAAGAGUCUCCCAGCUCAGCAACACCUCCUCUGGGCCUCCCGUGCAGGGGGCCACCUCCUCUUCCUCCAGCUCUGGUCUACCCGGUCCAUCUGCUUCAGCUCCCCUCCCACCUCCUCCCACUCUGGCUCCCACCCUAUCUGUUUCUACCUCCUUCACGCCACUGCCAAGUUCAGUGGGCGCAGCUCUGGAGCUCCAGCUGCACAGUGAGAAGACUAAGGUGGCUGAGCUGGGCCGCAGGUGCACGGAGCUUGAAGUUAAGGCUGGCACAUUUGAAAAUGUGGUGUGUGUCCUGAAUAGGGAGGUGGAGAGGUUUGCCACGACCAUGGAGGCCAGCAAUCGCCAACACAGAUUAGACCAAGAUAAGAUCGAGGCUCUUAGUAAUAAGGUGCGCCAGCUGGAGAGGACGGUGGGGCUGAAGGAUCUGACUGUCGCCGAGAUGGAGGGCAGGCUGAGGGAAAUGUCCGCCACCACCUUUGAUGGUGUCUUCGUCUGGCGGAUCUCAGAUUUCACCAAGAAGAGGCAGGAUGCCAUUGCUGGGCGAGCCCCCGCUAUGUUCUCCCCAGCCUUCUACACCAGUAAAUAUGGCUAUAAGAUGUGCCUGCGGAUUUAUCUUAAUGGAGACGGGACAGGGCGUGGCAGCCACUUGUCCCUGUUCUUCGUCGUGAUGAGGGGACUGAGUGAUGCCCUGCUCAAAUGGCCCUUCAACCAGAAGGUGACUCUGAUGCUGCUGGACCAGAGCAAUAGGGAGCACAUCAUUGACGCUUUCCGGCCUGACGUCACGUCCUCCUCCUUCCAGAGGCCAGUGAGUGAGAUGAACAUCGCCAGCGGCUGCCCGCUCUUCUGUCCGCUUUCCAAACUCGACUCCAAAAACUCGUACAUCCGCGAUGACACCAUCUUCAUCAAGGCGAUAGUGGAUCUCACAGGCCUUUAGAGAGCUACGCAGCAGUAGAGGGGUUAGGCAACUGUGCAGUUCGGCGACCGUUCAGGUCCUGUUUCGGCUCCGUUUUGGUCCCUUCACAACCCUGUUGAGGCAUCUUAUCGUCCCCUGCAGUUUAUCGGGAGACAGCCGUGCUUGCAAGCGUAUGCUGCACGCGGCUCCGGUUUGCUCGUUGUGGAAGAGGCCCUGGCGUUGUCAAAUCCGCUGUUCUCCCGGAGUGAGUCUCUGUGAUUUGCCGUGCAUUGUAGCCGCAACCGUUUUUUUAGGUUUACGUCGCCUCGAAACACAGUUUCCCCAGAGGGGGUAGUCGUCCCUUUAGCGCAGCGCGUCGAUUCAAAGAGCCAAUAACGCAGACACCGGUGCAACACGGGUCAGUGCAGAGUUGAGCGACCGGUUAGCGUGGCCUCAGUCGCGGCGCUAGAGUAGGAGCGCAAGGAGCGACGUAAAGAGCGGCGUCUUUUCACCGCCCGCUCGGAGAUGACCGGUGGUGUCGGAGAACGUGGACCGUCGCCGCUAGAAUCUUAAUUUGUAGAUAGUAGAUAGUGUUCAGCUCACGGAUGGGAUCUCGCUCGUGUCGGCGCAGGAGGGCAGCAGACUGCUUACAGUAGAGUUAGUGCGUGGCUUGACUAUUUCCUUUCUCUUAUCUUGCCCAUUUGACCUGUAAAUACGGUUCAUUUCUCCAAUGCCGUUGUUGGUUAAAUUUGCAUAGACAAACGUGGAGUUAUGUUACGAAUAAGAUAACGGGGCGUUCCUUUUGCCUUUUUUCGCGCGACGUGCAUGCAGCUAGAGCUAAUCGGCCUGAUCGGCGUGGGACCGCCCCCUUGUUCUCCCCUCGCGCUUGCUCGACGAAGGUUCUUUGUUGUGGAAGUUGAUAGUGAAUUAGCCAUCCGUGAUGGUGGACAUUGCCUGCAUGUCUUCGGAUCCGGGCGUUUUACGUGUAGAGUUCGUGUCGCGUACGUGUCGGUGUUAGGGGUUGGUGGUUUUGAUCGGUGGUUCGGUACAUCUGUGGAAGAUAAAAUAGAGUUAUCAGGGAGUCCGGGGCAGUUUGCAGAGGUCAAGCCUGAGUCAUGUACGUGCGGUUUUUUUUGUCUCAUGACAAAAAAAAAAAAUGCACGCAGCUGAAGUUUUCUCCAGAUUCUGCUCAGUAGCUCAUACUUCACGACACAUGGUACUGUGCCCCACCACAGAUGGACGUUAAAGCAGAAUCCAUACAGUGAGAGGAAUCGUUUCGUUCCUUGUUUUAUGUCCAUAUACAGUGCAUUCUUGUCUCGGCUGCUCCUAGAUAGAAUACCGGUAUGAAUCAAAUA
This is a messenger RNA of Lampris incognitus (smalleye Pacific opah), 3586 nucleotides long. Its product is annotated as TNF receptor-associated factor 2-like. Gene Ontology annotation, molecular function: tumor necrosis factor receptor binding; ubiquitin-protein transferase activity; zinc ion binding. Gene Ontology annotation, cellular component: plasma membrane signaling receptor complex; cytoplasmic side of plasma membrane; cytosol. NCBI's taxonomy places the organism in Eukaryota, Metazoa, Chordata, Actinopteri, Lampriformes, Lampridae. The transcript has 10 exons. Bases 489 to 2273 code for a protein of 594 amino acids. Gene Ontology annotation, biological process: regulation of apoptotic process; protein K63-linked ubiquitination; positive regulation of JNK cascade. The record is from RefSeq and is a predicted model, not a curated record.